Centrocercus urophasianus (Greater sage-grouse) is the source of this 556-nucleotide messenger RNA. It is a transcript of the gene PLAC9, whose product is annotated as placenta associated 9. The record is from RefSeq and is a predicted model, not a curated record. The coding region runs from base 29 to 373 and encodes 114 amino acids. The transcript has 4 exons. NCBI's taxonomy places the organism in Eukaryota, Metazoa, Chordata, Aves, Galliformes, Phasianidae.
ACUGCUGGACGGACAGACAGAGCAGUCUAUGCACAGCCUGGGAGGGAGCCUGCCGUGCACUGCACAGGACUACAGGGAGCGUGGGACUAUGCUGUUCAUUUGGGUGCUAGUGUUUGCUGGAGUCCUGCAGGAACACGAGCUCUUUGCUGCUGCAGAUCCUACCAGUCUGUUACCUGGAAGUUUGGGAAGCUGGUGCCACGAACAUGAUACAAUGCAUGAACGCUUAGACAUUAUUGAAGAGAAGGUAAUAAAAACUGUGGAGCAUCUAGAAUCAGAAGUCAAAUCACUCCUCAGUAUCAUCAGUGAGACAACAUCAGACCUCCCCAUUGCCGCGGGAACCCCACUGAUAGACAUUUUUGAUGAUGCCAGCUGAGCACAGUGGAGACUGAAGACAGCUGAAUGUAACAGGACGGCUGUUAUGAACAGUUGCAAAUUUGUUCAUUUAAAAAGCUCCCUGGUGUUUCCAGAACUUGAGCAGAGAUGUACACUCCUGAAAGUACUUCUCAUUUUGUGUUCUUUUGCUUUUCAAUAAAAAGUUAUUGGCUUUUAGAUAUCA